Molecule: messenger RNA, 5019 nt
Organism: Toxotes jaculatrix (banded archerfish)
Lineage: Eukaryota; Metazoa; Chordata; Actinopteri; Toxotidae
Product: solute carrier family 45 member 3
Exons: 6
Coding region: 285-1997 (570 amino acids)
Biological process (GO): transmembrane transport
Cellular component (GO): membrane
Molecular function (GO): sucrose:proton symporter activity
Source: RefSeq, a predicted model, not a curated record
GAGCAACAGCGGUACGUCGGGAGCGAGCAAGUUGCUGCGUGGAUUUGCCGGAGCUGCACACAACUUGAGAACCAGAAUGAUGAGAAGAGGAUGAAUCUUCCAGGUCAUCUGAGACAUCCACGUGUCUUUGCUGCUGUCCCUCCCCGACAGCCCUCUUGUCCCACUGGGGCACCAUCUGCCUCCCCACGCUCCCCCCCUUGCCCCUGCCUGGGUCCCUCCCCCCUCCCCUGCCCCCAGUAGUGGCCAUCCCAGAGGGGAGGAAAGGCGAGCCAGCCCCUGUAAAUAUGCCUGGAUGGAGGUCUCAGUGGCGUCUCGUCCUGCUGAACUCCCUGACCUGUGGCCUGGAGAUCUGUGUGGCAGCUGGGAUCACAUACGUGCCCCCACUGUUGCUGGAGGCUGGAGUGGAGGAGCGCUACAUGACCAUGGUGCUAGGUAUUGGUCCAGUGCUCGGCCUCCUGUUUAUCCCUCUGAUUGGCUCAGCUAGUGACCACUGCAACAGCAGUUAUGGCAGAAGGCGGCCUUUCAUCUGGCUGCUGUCUUUGGGGGUCCUUCUGGCACUUUUCAUCAUUCCCCAUGCUGACGUCCUGGCUGCCCAUUUUGCCUGGGGUGGGCGCACCCUCCAGGUGGGCUUCCUUAUCCUUGGGGUGGGACUCCUUGACUUUUGUGGACAAGUGUGUUUCACACCGCUGGAGGCUCUUUUGUCUGACCUGUACCGGGACGAAGAGGACUGCGGCCAGGCCUUCGCCAUGUUCUCCUUCAUGGUCAGCUUGGGAGGAUGUGUGGGUUACUUGCUACCUGCGCUGGACUGGAGUCGUAGCCUGCUCUCUGUUUACUUAGGAGGCCAGGCUGAGUGCCUCUUCUCGCUUCUAAUCCUCAUCUUCAUCUCCAGCGUGCUCAUCACCAUGAAGGUGUCCGAGGAACCCUCGUUUGCCAGCAGUGGCAUGACGGGGUCUGGAUCUUUACUGGAGUCUGGGGCUGGUGCGAUGGAAGCCGGCCGGUGCGGCGUGCCGCGCUCAUGCUGCUACCUGCUGAAGUGCAAGCUGAGGCUACUAAAGUCUGGUCCCCUGCUGUGCUUACUGAGAACAUGCUGGUCCAUGACCCCGGCCAUCUACAGGAGCUACUGCCACGUCCCUCGAGUGAUGAAGCAGCUGUGUGUGGCUCAGCUCUGCAGCUGGAUGGCUGUCAUGUCUUUCAUGCUUUUCUACACAGACUUUGUGGGGGAAGGCCUGUACGAGGGCGUGCCCAGUGCAUUACCAGGAAGUGAGUCCAGGCAGCGAUACGAUGAAGGUAUCCGUAUGGGCAGUCUGGGCCUGUUCCUGCAGUGUGCUACCUCAACCUUCUUCUCCUUGGCCAUGAGUCGUUUGGUUCGCCACUUUGGCUCACGAUGGGUCUACCUGAGCAGUAUGGUGAGCUUCACACUCUCUGCUUUGGUCAUCUGCCUGUCCAAAAGUGUGGUCCUGGUCACUGUAAUGGCAGCUCUCACUGGCUAUGCAUACGCUACGCUGCAGACUCUGCCUUACACACUCACCUGCCAUUACCACAAGGAGAAAGAGGUCUAUAUGCCAAAAAGGAAAACCAAAAACAUACAUAAAAAUGGUAUUACAGCCAAGCGAGAUGCUGUUUAUUUGACUCCUGUGGAAGAGGAGGGUGGACUGAACCACAAAACGGGGGCUCCCUACGGGCAUGCCUUCUUCAGCCAAGACAGUUAUGAGUACUACCCCAGCCCACACAGCCAGAACGGCUCCUCUCAUGCCUCCAGUGGCACUGAACAGGAGGAGGUAGAGUUGGGGUAUGAGAAACGUGGCGUGGGUUUGGACUUUGCCAUCUUAGACAGCACCUUCCUCCUCUCUCAGGUUUUCCCCACCCUCUUCAUGGGCAUGAUCGUUCAGUUCGCACAGUCUGUCACUGCCUACAUCGCCUGCUCUGCCAUCUUUGGUGCUGUCGCCAUCUACCUGGCCAGUCAAAUUGUCUUUGACCAGAAGGACCUCAGGAGCUGAGGUUUAGAUGGAAAAGACGUGGGAGUGAUGGAAUCAUAAAUAAUCAAUCAAUCAUUCAGGUCCCGUGGGUUGAACUCAGCAGUGCACUACUGUUCCCAGAAUGCCUUGCUAUGAUUCGAUUGCACGCUUGCUUUUAUGAAAGCCAUGCGUCAAGGAUAUGCGUGUGUGUUGUCAGCAUGUGGCGAGGUAUGAGAGAAAGUGGCAGACGACAGAAGUUAUCACAAGAGACGUGUCAUCUGUCGAUGCCGUUUCCGAGUUUUCCGAACAGGGAUUGUUACCUGCCACCUGAAGAGUCAACACCCACUGUGUGCCCAGGACAGGUGUGGUUCUCUCUGUACUGUAUGCUGUUGAAUUCUAUAGAAAUCUCUCUAACAAACCUUUUGUUGCGACAUCUUUUCUGUCCAUUGUCUUUUUCCUCAGGUACCACCAAACAGAUUUACUGUAGAACUCAUCAACCUCAGAUACACAGCUUCUAACCUUUUUAUGUUUUUUUUUAUGGUCCUGUCCACAGUUUUCCACAAACUACAGUCUGGUUCGUAUUCAAAACAAAACUUUAAACGCAGUAUCGGCUUGUACCGACUCAUCUGCAGCACCACUGAGCUGGUGUGGAGCCCGGUCAUCAUCUUAUUGAGGCAGGUCAUGUGUUUCCUCCUAAGAAUGGAUAAAUUAAUGCAUUCUUUCUACCCAUUCAGAAAACAGAAUUACAAGUGGGAUUGUUGGACUUUUCCUUCCAAGAUGAAAAACGCACUUAAAGGGGUCCCAUGGAGAUUUUGCCUUGCAGCUCUGUAUAGCUGGGGGACUUGCAAGAGACAGAAUGGUCAGAAUAUCUUGUCUUUUAGUCCUUACAACUGGUCAAGCUCCAAAAACGCAAUUUAACAUCGUCCUUCAUUAGACUACCUGUUAAAUGCCAUCAUCAUUCAAGCUUCACGAUGAUAAGAUGUUAUUAUAAAACCACUUUUCCAGCUGAGAAGUAUCUGUGACAGGUAAGCUGACCAUUAAGUGUGAAACUGGUGGAACAGCCCUUUAAAAAUUCACCCGUAUCCUGAUAUUGCCCUGCCCCAAAAUCUAGUGUAAUCUGCUACAUAAUGAACAGUUUUACUGCAGAUAUUUUGUAUACAAAGCCUGACUGUACAUCCCUAUGGGACCUCAGUUAUGCAAUCUGUUGAGGUGAGGUUAUCGACUGUGGUGGUUUAAGAACGAAUUUGUGUACUGGAACUGGAAUACUGCGUCAAACGUCCUCUGUCUAGAUAAUCAAGAGUCGUCUACUUAAGUGGGCCACUCAUCCUGUCCAGCAAUGCUUCUGAUCAGGACAGUCGUCUCAGGUUAGUACCCUGUUUUAGUGUCCCAUCCUGCCUUGUGUCAAAAACACUUUCCCCUCUGACUAAACGCUCGUGUUUUAUCGUAUUCUCAAAUGACAAUCUAGGACAUCCACAUGGGCUUUUUGUCUAAUGCUGUAUGUGAACAGUUAAACGUGCAGGAUGAUGUCUGAGGCCCACUUCAUAGCACCCAUUCCUGAAAAGACCAAAAACAAGUCCUGCAGUAAAUGGAAACAUUUGGUUACUGAAAAAGAUGCGAGAGAAGGCACUGUAUAUUGAUGGGCUGAAGGCCAAGCUGAGUUAAGAUGGGGCCUGAGUGUGUGUGUGCGUGUGUGUGUGUGUAUACAUAUAUAUAUAUAACAUGGAGGUCAGACAGUGAGAAAGUAAACUGAGUAAUAUAAAAGUGUGAGGCUGGUGAGAAGUGAUGUGACUGGAGUGAGUGCAGUUUUUCAUAUUGGUUAUAGCAAACUGUGUUGACCUCAGCCCAUAUGAUAUUGUAUGUUGCAAUGUAUUGUGGCCUUUAGCUGAGCUGUUCAGAGCGGCCGGUUGGUGUAAACACCAUGCUUCUGUCGCAGCUGGUAAAUGAGCUCAUUUGAGUGUUUUGUAUCCAGGUUGUCUGAUCCUACACGAGCGGUGAUGCAUUAGGUUCAGCAGAUGCAAAAAGUCCUGAAGGAUCUUAUUGCCUGCGGUGUGCUCAGCAUGGGAGAAGUAAAAAUGGCAGAGGAUUUGUUUGUCAUGUUGACACUACUGCUGAGCAGAAUGCUUAAAAAGAAUAAAUACCCCCGCCCCCUCCCAAAAUAAAAAUGCACAGGGAAAUAUUGCCUAGCAGUAGGUGAAGUCUCAUAAAAAAAAAAGGUUGUUUUACAAGUGCCUGUACAUUUUUCAAACAUUUUUUGUACAUAUGUAUUUAUUUAUUACACUUUUAUUACAAAUAGCACGUAUUAAACUAUUGGCCUGUUUGGCAUCUUUCAUAGGUGCAAGGGUGAAGUUUCUGUGAAAAAGAUAAAUUAUUUGUAUAGAUGUGGUAUAGAAGCAUCCUCAAAGCUAUAAUUUAUUUUAACAUUUACCCACUUUAUCCUGUAGCUUUGGUAACAUCACAGAGCCUAUUGCUGAUGUCUGCUGUCGGUGUGCAUCAAAUCAGCUGCAGAUGACAAUACUUUAUAUAUUUUCCACCUGUGGUCGUCAUCCAUAUGUCUUUUAUGAGCUGAGCAUUUUAUUCCUGUCACACCUCUCAGAUGUUUGGUGACUUUUUUUUUCUGGUGCAGCUUGUUCAAACAAGAAACCUCGUCAUUUUGUCAGUACUGCUUUAUCUGGGUCUUAUAUAACCACUUGUUUCUUCUUAUCAGAGAUCUGUUGUAUUGUUUUUAACGGAUAAGGAAGGAUAAGGAUACUCUCACUGGAGUGAGGUGGAGUUGUUUUCAGUCCCUUUUGCUCUAAACCAAAUGUCCUGUUUGAUUUAAGACAAAUAAAGUGCCAAUGGUCAGACUGUGUUAAGGCCAGAAGUCAUCAUAUUCUGAUAUGAUUAAUCAGUUUUGUUUUUUUUAAUCAAUUUUUUUUGCCACCAGAUUUCAGUCACUUGUGUCAUUGUCAUGAACACAUUCAGCCAUAACAAAAAGCUGUUUUUCAUUUUCAUUAUGCAUCCAUCCGAUUGUGUAUAAACAUGCAGUUACCAAAUAGAUUUUAUACAAAAUAAAAGAACUGCAUUG